AUGGGAAGAGGUGAAUCCAGUCGCACGACCCACGAUCAUCAUCGAGGCCGCGGACGUGGCCGCGUCCGGCGCCACACUUUUAACGCUGAGGGUUUUCGAAGGAAGUUUGAAGAGGCCCACUACGCUCCUGGUGGCACCAAAGAUGAUCCCCUGAAUUUGAAUGGAAUGCAGGAAGAGCCUGAGGAAUCCGAUGGGGCCAAUUCAGAGCCCGAGGAAGUUUUCGUGCCGAAAGAUGUCAGAGACCCUUUGGGCCUACGUACGAUCAAGAAAGAAAAGAGGAAGCGAGGAGUCAAGGAGCACAGAUCACGAUCGAAUUCGCCGAUUCCUGCCAAAAUGAAAAAGGGAAACUCUACGGAUGGCGGAAGUCUGCCAGCUGAGACAGAGAGCAAGAAGAGUGAGGCAGUCGACCCAGCUAAGGACGGGGCGAAAGCAGAAGAACAGGAGACUCGCAAGUCGAAAAAGCAGUACUUUAAUCAAAAGUAUAUCUACGGGAACUUCGACCGCUACUAUGGCGCGCGACUUGACCAUGGCCAAAAAGAUAGUCGUUUAGAGGUUCUGCAGAGGGAAUGGUUUGAGAAGAAGACGGUUCUAGAUAUUGGUUGCAACGUCGGCUUCGUGACUCUAGCAAUUGCCAAAGAGUACGGUCCGCGGCGAAUUCUUGGCAUUGACAUCGAUGAGCAUCUGGUGGGCGUGGCUAGGAAGAACAUCCGUCAUUACUGUGAUCAUGACAUUCAAUUGUCUGGAAAGUUCCCAGCUUCAUUUUGCAAUCAAUUCGGACCGGUCUCCACGCUGCCGACCACGUUCAAGACCAAGUUUCCGGACAACGUGUGGUUCCGCAAAGAAAAUUUUGUGCUCGAAAAAGACGAAUUCCUUGAACAGGUGAAAGAAGAAUUUGAUGUCAUUCUGGCGUUGUCUGUGACAAAAUGGAUUCACCUGAAUUGGGGCGACGAUGGGAUGAGGAGAUUCUUUAUUCGUGCUUUCAAGCAGUUGAGGCCGGGUGGUCGCUUCAUCCUCGAACCGCAAGCUUUUUCCACCUACAAGAAGCGGUCCAGCAUGUCGGACGUGCAUCGCGAAAAUUACGCGCGAAUCGAGUUCAAGCCUGCCGAUUUUGAGAUGUACCUGUUGGAGACGGUCGGGUUUGAUAGGGUGGAGCACCUCGAUGCGCCGCCCGCAAAAACGAAAGGCUUCCAACGACCAAUCGACGUGUACGUGAAGGGGACGAGCAAUCAGCCGAAGCCUGUCGACCAUGGUGCCGGCCCCUACCUAUGCGGUCCCAACCGCACCACACCACACUCUACGACCGAUUCGCCAGUCGUCGGCCGGGUAGCCGCCGAAUUUGUUAGCACGGCUACCCCAUCAAGCGGAGCCGAAGCCUCCGAAAUUUCCCCCAUGUAUCAGAACACU
This is a messenger RNA of Mesorhabditis spiculigera, 1404 nucleotides long. Lineage: Eukaryota; Metazoa; Nematoda; Chromadorea; Rhabditida; Rhabditidae. The record is from the annotation of a GenBank genome assembly.